Molecule: messenger RNA, 3364 nt
Organism: Monopterus albus (swamp eel)
Lineage: Eukaryota; Metazoa; Chordata; Actinopteri; Synbranchiformes; Synbranchidae
Gene: tbl3
Product: transducin beta like 3
Exons: 23
Coding region: 171-2960 (929 amino acids)
Biological process (GO): endonucleolytic cleavage in 5'-ETS of tricistronic rRNA transcript (SSU-rRNA, 5.8S rRNA, LSU-rRNA); endonucleolytic cleavage to generate mature 5'-end of SSU-rRNA from (SSU-rRNA, 5.8S rRNA, LSU-rRNA)
Cellular component (GO): 90S preribosome; small-subunit processome; nucleolus
Molecular function (GO): protein binding; U3 snoRNA binding
Source: RefSeq, a predicted model, not a curated record
AUCUUCUGGCCAAUCACCGCUGUCUUCAGAUGACGUCUAAUGUGUGCGACUUGGUUAGCAACAUGCGGGAUGAAUGUUUUGACUGAAGCCAACGUGUGUAGUGAUAAAUAAGCAAUUUUAUUUGCUGUAGCUGCAAAACAUAUUUAGAUUCGGCAUUUCUCGUAUGCAAUAUGGCAAAUACCAACCUUCAUUUUAAAACUAAUUAUGAUGUUUCCAGCAAGAUUGAACCGUUUUACAAAGGAGGAAAAGUGCAGAUCAGCAAAGAUGAGAAGUACAUCUUUUGCACUUGUGGAUCUCGUGUCAAUGUUUUGGAGAUCAGCACAGGAAAGAUCGUCCACAGUAUUGAGCAUGAUGAUCAGGAGGACAUCACAUCAUUUGCACUCAGCUGUGAUGAUGAGCUGCUGGUAACAGCCAGCAGGGCUCUGCUGCUGAAGCAGUGGGACUGGAGGCAAGCUCAGUGUACUCGCUCGUGGAAGGCCAUUCACACUGUUCCUGUAGCCAGUAUGACCUUUGACUCCACCUCUACGCUCCUAGCCACAGGUGGAUGUGAUGGCACCAUUAAGCUUUGGGAUGUGGUGAAGCAGUACUGCACUCACAACCUGAAAGGGUCAUCUGGCGUUGUACACCUAGUUCAGUUCCACCCAGACAUCAGCCGGCUGCAGCUCUUCUCCUCCUCUCUGGACUGUGGCAUUCGCCUGUGGGACCUGCGCUCCAGUCAGUGUGUGUGUGUGCUGCAGAGCCACUACAGCGCUGUCACCUCCCUCAGCUUCAGCUCUGAUGGUGGCACCAUGGUCAGUUCUGGCAGAGAUAAGAUCUGUACAGUGUGGGAUCUGAAGACUCGGAAAGUCAAGAGAACGGUACCCGUUUAUGAGGCUGUGGAAGGUGUUGUGCUGCUGCCUGACAAUAAGGACUUCUCUCAGAUUGGAGUGAAGAGCAAAGACUUGCAUUUUAUCACAGCUGGCAGUAAAGGUGUACUGAGAGUAUGGGAGACCACCACAGCACGCUGUGUCUACACCCAGACUCUCCCCUCCACCCUCACCCCUGUCUCUGGGGAGGAGGAAGAGAAGGACGAUGACCCCCGCAGUCUAACGUAUCUGUUUCACCUGCCCACCUCCUCCAGACUGGCCACAGUCACUGCAGAACACAAUAUAUUGCUCUACCAGCUGCCUGGCCUCACCACACAGCAGCAGUUUGUGGGUUACAAUGACGAGGUGCUGGAUGUGAAGUUUCUGGGUGAAGGUGACAGCCACAUCGUGGUGGCCACCAACAGCAGCCAGCUGAAGGUGUUUGAGCUGCUCACCAACAGCUGCCAGAUCCUCUACGGACACACAGAUACUGUCCUCUCAUUGGACGUGUUCAGAAAAGGCUCUCUCUUUGCAAGCUGUGCAAAGGACAGGUCAGUGCGUGUGUGGCACAUGGACAGUGACAGUGGUCAGGUGCGAUGUGUGGCCCAUGGCUCCAGCCACACUAAUGCUGUGGGCUCCAUCUCCUGCUCCAGGAUGAAAGCAUCUUUCAUAGUGUCUGGCAGUCAGGACUGUACUGUUAAGGUGUGGGAUCUACCAGCAGACUUGUCUACAACAGCGACAGACGUAUAUCAGCUCACCGCCCGCACCACAGAGAAGGUCCACGAUAAGGAUGUAAACAGUGUUGCAGUGUCACCCAAUGACAAGCUGCUGGCCUCGGGCUCCCAGGACCGCACGGCCAAGCUGUGGUCACUGGUAGGGGAGAGGAACGUGGCCCUGCUGGGUGUGUUUCGGGGCCACCGUCGUGGCGUCUGGACGGUCUGCUUCUCUCCUGUUGACCAGGUGCUGGCCACCUCCUCUGCAGACGGCACCACAAAGCUGUGGAGCCUGCAAGACUUCAGCUGCCUCAAGACUUUUGAGGGGCACGACGCAUCAGUUUUAAAGGCCAUCUUUGUGAGCCGGGGCACUCAGCUGCUCACCAGCGGCUCAGAUGGUUUGGUGAAGCUUUGGACCAUAAAGACCAAUGAGUGUGUGAAGACACUGGACGCCCACCAGGACAAAGUGUGGGGGCUCCACGCCAGCCGCAAAGAUGACAAGAUGGUGACUGGGUCGGCAGAUUCCAACAUCACAGUGUGGGUGGAUGUCACUGAAGUGGAGAUGGCAGAGCAGCAGGCCAAACAGGAGGAUCUGAUACUCAAACAGCAAGAGUUGUCCAACCUGCUCCACGAGAAGAAGUAUCUGAAGGCUCUCGGCCUCGCCAUCUCACUGGACCAGCCUCACACUGUACUCACUGUUAUCAAAGCGAUCCAAGAGGGGGAUGACAGCCGCAAGCUGUUGGAGAAGACAAUACUGAAACUUCGGCAGGAUCAGAAAGAGUCGCUCCUGCGCUACUGUGUGGUGUGGAACACCAACGCCAGAAACUGUCUGGAUGCCCAGGCCGUCCUCCAGGUGCUCCUCACACACCUGCCGCCCGAGGAGCUGCUGCAGUACCAGGGUGCACGAACACACCUGGAGGGGCUCAUCCCAUAUACAGAGAAACACAUGCAGAGGAUUGGACAUUUGCUACAGGCCUCUAUGUUCCUGAACUACAUGUGGCAGAAGAUGAGAGUGGCUGGAGCACCAUCCAGGGGCCAAGAUGAAGAAAUGGAUACCACUCCUCUUGCACACACCCAACCUUUCUUUAUGAUUGACAAGGAGAAAGGAAAGGGCAGCAGUGAGGAGAGGCACGAUGACAGUGAUAGCGAACAAGAUGACGAUCCACUUUGCCCUGUUGAAGAAGAGGAGGAUGAAGAUAAUGAGGUCAGCGUCAGUAAGAAAGCCUCCACAAACAACAGGAGAGUAGAAUAUGGAGAGAGCACCACAAAUGACAACAGCCACUCUGAAAGUGAGGAGAGUUCAGAGGAGGAAGACAAUGACCAAGAUGAAAAGGAUCCAGUUAAAACUGUGAAAUGUCUUCCAGUUUCUUCUGCUUCUCAGUGCCAGACCUUUGCAAGCUGACAGGAAUCGGCAAGCCGAACACAGACAACUCGCUUCUGGAGAGCACAAACCCAGGCUCUUAUCUGGAACCACUAGCUGAAUGUGCAGCAGUACCAGAAGAGACAGGUGUGGAGUGAUAAGAAUGUAGAUAAGAUGCCUCUCUGUGCAUUCCUCUUCAGCAGCCCAGUCCUAAAGACUUUCAGCCCUGCACAUCGGUUCUGGUAUUUUAGAAAAAACAAAGGAGGAAGAAGGAAUAGUUGCUUAAAAAUUGACCCCUUGAGCCAGGGUUCCCUUCCUCCACUGCAGAGUACCCAGCGUCUAUAUCUGCAGUAGAGCACAGUCCCGAUUUACCAGCUCACACACAAGGUUCCUUUAUAUAAUCAUGCAGUUUUAUAUGUCUAUAAAUGUUUAUGAAAUAAAAGUUA